UUACAUGUAGAAUUGCUAAAAAAAAACGAUUUAUUAAAAUUUAUUAAGCUUAAUGGUUUGUUUUUAAGUCACUAACAAAUUAAUUAAAAUGUCCUGCAACUAUGCUGAAGGCCUCUCAGAAUAUGAAGAUAAAGGCGUUUUAGGUGUACCUGAGAAAUUUGAUGAUGAUGAUGAGAUUAAUCGAAAGUGUCUUCAACUAACAAAGUGGAUUGAAGAAGCCAAACAUGUCGUGGUGCAUACUGGAGCUGGCAUUAGCACUGCAGCUGGAAUACCUGAUUUCAGAGGACCUAAUGGGGUAUGGACAUUGGAAAAAGAGGGCAAGAAACCCAAUAUAAAUAUUUCGUUCAACGACGCAGUCCCAACAAAAACCCAUAUGGCUCUGAAAUAUUUAAUUGAAAAAGAAUACAUUCACUAUGUAAUAAGUCAGAAUAUUGAUGGACUACAUUUGCGAACUGGGCUGCCUCGAACACAUUUAGCAGAACUACAUGGUAAUAUGUUUAUUGGACAAUGUGAUACAUGUGACAGUCAAUUCGUCAGAACUACGGCUACAAGCACUGUAGGGCAAAAAUAUUUAGAGGAAUUUUGUAAACGAGAAAUAAGAGGUCGCAGCUGCCGAGGAAAAUUGAAAGACACUAUUCUGGAUUGGGAAGCUGACUUACCAGAAAAAGAUUUGGAAAUGUCUGACUACCAUUCGAGCCUAGCUGAUCUAAAUAUAUGCCUUGGUACAACUUUACAAAUAGUUCCUAGUGGAAAUUUACCCUUACGAUGCAAGAAAUAUGGGGGCAAAGUAGUGAUAGUGAACUUGCAACCUACCAAACAUGAUAAGAAAGCCGACCUCAUCAUCAACACCUAUGUGGACAAUGUGAUAGAAAAAGUAAUGAAACAUCUAAAUUUCGAAAUUCCGGAGUAUAAUAAAAAUUUUGAUCCGACGAAGAACCAACUGCCUAUAUCAGUGAUAGAAUGGAAUAUUUAUAAGAAUCAAGUAAAAGCCUUUAAAAAACUGUUUGAAGCCAAACACAAACUGUUUCGAGAACGAAAGCAAUCGGAAAUGUCAAAUGAAAAACCAAAUAGUGCCAAAAGAAAGCGGAAAGUUGAGACUAUGUUCGAAAAUAAACAUUUAAAAAAUGAUAUUAGUUUGACAACUGAUGAAAUUAAACAGGAAAAAUUCAACAGAAACUUGAAAGUCGAAAUCAGAAGAAUAGAUGAUGAUGCCAAGCAUAAAACAGAGAAAAAGGAAAAUUAUUGUAAGAAAACUUCCGAAAUCCCGAAUUUUGAUAGCGAUGAUGAGUUUGUUGAGUAGGGUAAAUUACCCUACUCAACAUCAUACAUAGACAGGUACAUACCUGUCUAUGGAUGUAUUGUUUUGUGCAGAAAUAAUUUAAUAGCUAGAACAAAUUUGAUUGAUAAUGAAAUAUUAGUUUACAAAAUAGCACGUAAUAAGCGUAUUUACUUUUUAAUAAUUCAAAUUAAAACUAACCAUAAAGCAGCAGAGUGACGAAACAAUUAAAUACUUUUUUUACAAGUAUUUCGUUAAUUGUAAUUGUGAAUUACCAUUCUCAUUUCAUAAAUGAGAUCCAUAUAUGGAAUUAAUGUUAAUCUCUUAUACGUAUUUCGUUUAUUUUUUAAUUAGUUAGUAUAUGUACAUGUUUUAUAUAUUCUGAAUAUUUUCUAUAAUAUUCAAUUAGGCAAAUUUAUUGUCUCAAUUUUAUAUUUCAAAACUAACAUUUGUAACAUGUAGAUUAGCAAUAUGUAUAGAUUUUUUAACCUAAAAUUGCUAGAAAUGCGCAAAUAAUUCAGGAAACAUUUCAAAUUAAUUACAAAUGGAUUGGAAAGGUAAGGAGUUUUAAAAAUAGCAGUGGGACUUCCAAAUUAAAGUCACACUCAAAUUGAUUGUAAAUACAGUAAACACGUGGAAUUCUUAUUACAAACAACUCUAUUAAUAGUUAUUACAUGUUUACCGUAAAACAUAAUUGUAAGACCGGUAUUUGGACAUACCAGUUUCUUAAACUAAUCCAAUAGUAAUUAAAAAUAUAUUUCUUGUAAAAAAGACGGCGACGUGUGUAACAUGACAAAUUUUGGUUGCAGAACUCUAAAAUCACAUACUUAUCAAUUAAGCAGGCAGAUAAAAUGUAUAGUUUUAAAACCAAAAUAAACUAUUUUUUUUA
Messenger RNA from Dendroctonus ponderosae (mountain pine beetle), 2165 nucleotides. Its product is annotated as NAD-dependent protein deacetylase Sirt6. The transcript has 6 exons. Bases 89 to 1300 code for a protein of 403 amino acids. The record is from RefSeq and is a predicted model, not a curated record. Gene Ontology annotation, molecular function: NAD+ binding. NCBI's taxonomy places the organism in Eukaryota, Metazoa, Arthropoda, Insecta, Coleoptera, Curculionidae.